AUGAGGAAUCAGGAGGAAGAACAGAUGGCAGAAUGUGACGUGACAGACACCAUCAUCACCGACGUUCAGGAAUACCUGGAUCAAGAGUUGGACACAGUCGGGGACGUGGAAGCUUCAGAAGAUGAGCGUGAGCUGAUGGAGCCUUGGGAGGCAUCAAGGUCUGAGCAGAGACCUCAGACCAUCAGCUGGAACCCGACACAGGACAGACAGACCAAAGUCAAUCCUGACAUGAAGAAGCCACCAAAUGCUUUCAUACUGUUUAAUAUGGAGCAAAGACCUUUAAUCUGCAAAGAGCUAAAAGUGAAAGACAGCGCCACCAUCAGCAGGAUGCUCAGUGAGAAGUGGAAAGCUCUGAGCAAGAAGGAAAAGUCCAAGUACACUGAAAAGGCUGCUGAACUGAGAAAACGCCACUUAGAGAAGUUCCCCAACUGGUCCGCCAAAGACAACUACGGUAAAAAGAUGAAGAGGGUCAUGGCCACGCCCACCAACUGGAUGGAAGGUAAGAUGAUGUUACUGUCAACAAGAAAGUAUUUUUAUCUGAAAUGUAAUAUCAUUAAGUCAGAAUACUCGCCUCCGUCCAAGAAGUCUCGUCUGAUGUCAGAAUGUGAGACAAGAAUUCAGACGCACACAGGAGUGAAGAGAAAGCAUGAGGUCCAUCCUGAAACUGAGGAUCAGCGGAACUCUACAUCAAAGAGAACACGAGUUGAAACAGCUCACAAAGAGAGACCCGCCCCCUCCACCUGCUCAGCCAAUCACAGUCUGGUGCAGCAGAGUCCCAGAAGAUGA
Molecule: messenger RNA, 786 nt
Organism: Thalassophryne amazonica
Lineage: Eukaryota; Metazoa; Chordata; Actinopteri; Batrachoidiformes; Batrachoididae
Product: transcription factor 7-like 1-D
Exons: 8
Coding region: 1-786 (261 amino acids)
Biological process (GO): regulation of transcription by RNA polymerase II; canonical Wnt signaling pathway
Cellular component (GO): beta-catenin-TCF complex
Molecular function (GO): RNA polymerase II cis-regulatory region sequence-specific DNA binding; DNA-binding transcription factor activity, RNA polymerase II-specific
Source: RefSeq, a predicted model, not a curated record